This is a messenger RNA of Linum trigynum, 4952 nucleotides long. The record is from the annotation of a GenBank genome assembly. Lineage: Eukaryota; Viridiplantae; Streptophyta; Magnoliopsida; Malpighiales; Linaceae.
UCAAUUCCAAUUAUUUCCUUUCCGUUUUGAUUAGUAUAUGUUUUUCAGCGCAUAAUUUCCAACUACAUAAAUCCAGUUUGAUGGCAGCAAAGAGCCAAAAUAAACUAGUAUGCGAUCUCAUCACAUAAUUUAAUCAUCCUCCAACUUAUGGUGAUUAGGAAUAUCGUAAAAACAAAUAUGAAGUUUGAAGGAAACAAACAGGAAAAAGAAGACUGGUGAUUAAAGAAAUGGCACAACAGCAACAGCUCAUUUCCUUCCAUUCUUUCUACCCAUUGCGCCGAAAACAAAAGCCCAUCCAUUUUCCUUGCUGUUUUUUGCUUCCCUUGUACUUCACUUCUUGUUUAUAAAUGCUGUGGAUCAUAAACAACUUAAAAGCAGAUCCUUCCUGCCUGCUGCCUAAAUGAAUUAAUUCCCAAGCUAAUUGCUGCUGCUGCUGCUGCAGGUGGCAGGUAGCUGGUAUGGAAAUGUAAUCGGGGGAAGUUGAGUAGUCUAAUACUUAAAAUCAAAUAUUGAUUAUGAUUUAGUUUGUUGUGAUUCAUGCCCUGAUAAUGAAACCCCAACCAUGCUUUAGACCAUUUCUCUUGAUCAAAACCUUGAUUUGAUGCCUAAUUCCACCAUUAGCUCUCCCUCUAACAGCAUACUGAAUUUCAUUAAAUAUAAUACAAAAUAUUAAUUAUUAUUAUUAUAUGAUGAAAGGACGGCCUGAUGCAUGUAUUUGUGGCCGUUGCUUGUCAUUUCGUUUCAUAAUUAAUCAGAUACGCAUGCCAUUGAUUAUGGUCAAGCUUUUCCCUGUAUGAAUUCAGAUAAAGGUGGCUUUCACGAUCUGUAGCUAAGAACCCCACAGAUUAGCUUCAUCAGCUAUAUAUGUAUUCACACCGGUACCAAGUACCAACCGUUCUGUAUUACAGAAGAAAGGGAAAUAAUAUUAAAAAAAUGAGGAGACUAUUGAGUUCUGUCCUUGUUCCUAAUUCUCCGCACAACAACUUGUUUGUCUGGAAUUUAACUAUAGAAAAUUACUAGACCGACCACCAACAAGCUAGCUACCACCACCUGGAGAUAUGUGGAUUUACCAAUGUUGGUUGAUCACAUGUAUUACGAUCACACAUAUUUCGAUGAUGUGUUUUUUAUUUUGAAUUUUUUCUUUUUCGAGUUUUCCGCCUGCUCGAUUAAAAUCCAAAUGAUCAUGUGUGUUCGGAUCGCGUGUAUUUUGGCGAUGUGAUUUCCAAUCUCUGUGAGUUUUCCGGCUAUUCAACUAAAGGUCGACGAAUCAAAGCGUAGUUUUCAAUCACGUGUAUUUCGGUGUGAUGCGUGUUCUAUUCUUGAAUCCUUAUUGAUUGAACAAUCUUUGUGAGCCUUACAACUAUUCAAAUAAAUAUUUUGUUUUGGCAAUAAAGUCAUAUUUUCAAUAUGAAACCUAAUUGGCAAUCGAAUCCAAUUUACUCACGCAUAGCGUAGAACUAUUGUAUUCAAAUGGGAGUUUGACUCAUUUUAGCUUUAACUUAGAUCUUAUAUUGGACUGAAAUUGAAUUGAUUUUAGGUUACAUUGUUUCGUUUACCAAUUCACAUGAAUAAAAAUUGUCUUGUGCGGGGCUUUUGUUUUCUUUUUACCAUAUGACUUCGUAUUUUCUUUAUAAAACAAGAAUUGAACACUAAACAAUAUAAGAUCAAAUAAAUUUUGUGCUUGAUUAGUGUAGGGCUGUCCGCUGCCAAGGGUAAGGGUGGGCGCAGUCCAUACCAUGUGCAGGCUACCAAAUUUAUUGAUAAUUAUGGAUGUAUGGAUGGAUCACAUAAAAAUAAUUGCAGAGAUUAUUAGAAGAUCUGCUGCGUCUGACAAAUGACACUACCUGCUGUAAUCGGCCCAAAAUAAUGCUUAUCUUCUCAUAAAUAUCUACUGAUCAAUUUCAACACUAAUGUUUUCCUUUUAUUUUGCUGUUGUUUGUCAGUGUUAUUGGGAAGGAUGUUGGGCACAGGCGGGUCAUAGUCCAACUUGACCAAAGCUAUGCAAGUACAGCUGCGUUUCUGCGCCAACAGGAACAACACUAGGGAUAGCAACAAAACCCGAACCCACGGGUACUCACCCGACUCAACUCGGUCAACGCGGAUAAAAUCCAUGUUGACGGGUUUUGGGCCCGGUUCGGGUUUAAACCCGCUACACUAUUCACCGGGUCGAGUUGGGUUUGGGUUUAGAUAAACCCGCCCCAUUGGUAUCCGCCCACACACAUAUAAUUACUUUCCUGGUAUAUUUAAUAUUCUAAAUAAUAUAUCUUCCUUAAACAACUGAUAUUCUUUAUGUUUGUGGAGACAUGUAUAAUUUGUUUUUUCUAAUUGUUUAGAAUGAAGUUGAUAUUAUGAAAUGGAGAGUGAAGAAACUUAGUUGACGAGGAAGAAGCUUUCAAUUAAUCUUAUUGUUUAUAGAUGUUUAUCUUUAAUUUUGAACAAUUUGCAUUUGAUCAUUUGCGGUUUGCCCGUAUGCUCUAGAUUGGUGUUUUUUGUAUGAAUAAUUUGUAUGAGAACAUUGAUGUUAAACUUUUAUUUUGAAAGAAACUUGUUAUUGUAAAUUUUUUACCACAAAAACCCACGGGUACCCAUGAACCCGCAGAUACCCAACGGGUUGGGUUUUCAAACCCAGCGGGUUUUACCCCGAGUUUUUUUGGCGGAUAAACCCAUGGGUUUGGGUUUGACAAAACCUGCUCCAACUCGACCCAUUGCCAUCCCUAAACAACACUCAUCAGCAGGGCCGGCCCACGAUAUUCGGAGGCACUGUUCGAAAAUUUAAAAUUUGACCCUAAAAUUUAAUAUAAGACUUCAACAACUUUAAUUUCGAAAAGCUUCUUCAUGCUAUACCAACAGUCACAGGAAUAGUUAAUAAGAUUCUAUAAAAUAUGCUUGCAUUAGAAAAACAAUCAAAAAGUUUUAAAAAUAUUAAAAUUUAAAAAAAAAUUAUAUAAAUACGUUGAAUAAUUCCAAAAAAAAAAAAAUUAGCUUUACCACAAGAAUUAGCCAUAUCACAUAAUGUCAAACUGUUUGUGCCCAAACAAUUCGCCUUACUGGUCACACCUUAGGCUCCUUACCUUGGAGCCUGAUCUUCUGAGCGCCCGAUUCCUACUUAACAACCUGUAGGCGCCUCACCUUGAAGCCUGCUCCUUGGGGCGCCUUGGUCCUGCUAGCCAAUCCUUAGGCGCCUGACCUACACACACGCACUUGGAGCUUGAUCUUCUGAGCGCCCGAUUCCUACUUAACGCCCUGUAGGCGCCUCACCUUGAAGCCCGCUCCUUGGGGCGCCUUGGUCCUACUAGCCAAUUCUUAGGCGCCUGACCUACACACGCACUUGAAGCCCGCUCCUAAGUGCGCCUUAGUCCUGCUAGUCAAUCCUUAGGCGCCUGACCUAAUACACACACUGAGGGGGGCGCAUGGGCCCAUUAAUCCUCCGACGCCCAAGUUAGUUCCAAUUAUAGAGAGAGAAGUAUGAAACUAUAAGUUUUAGUGAGAGAGUCCAACCUGUGUAAAUGCUACCAACUGCCCCUAUUUAUACUCACUGAGCUCGAGGUGGAUCUCCUCCAUGUCACCAUCUCAUUAAAUGCUUUGUACCUUCACUUCUGUCAGAAGCCCCAACCACCUUGUCAGACUUCUGUCGGCUGGCAGGCGCCCACAGGCGGGGGACCACUUGCCAGCCUGGACCUCUUUGACCCUUAGUGCUUUGUCUCCAUGCCUAUGCUGCCUGGAGUGCAAUGGGCUUUGCGGGCUUCUUCUCCUGGCCCAUUGCCUUGGGCUACUUUCACCUGAAUGGGAUCUUCUUGUGCCCCUUUAGUGAUGCCCCCAACAAUUCCGGGCUUCUUCUCCUGGCUCAUUGCCUUGGGCUACCUUCACCUAAACGGGCUCUUCUUGGGCCCCUUUAGUAAUACCCCCAACACAAACUAUUUAUUAUUGAUUUAGUUAUUUUUUUCAUUUAUACUAUUGUUGGCUUGUACCUAACUAUUUUGGUUAACGUUUAAUAAAUCAAUGUGAAUUAUUUAAUUAAUUUAGAAUUACUUCCUUGGUAGUACAAGCAAAUUUAAUUGCCAAAAUUGAAUUAUUUUCCCCCUUGGAAAGCUGAAAAUGAACAAAGUUAAAACAAUAAAUUUAAUAAUGAUAAUAAUGAGGUAUCAUCAAUUACCUCUUUUGUUCUAUUUUGGAAACAAACGACAAAGAAUAAGAUAUGUUAUAUGGUUUGAAAUUUUUUUUAAAAGAAAACAAGUAUUCGCCUUAUGUGAUUCGUUAGUUCCUUUAACCUUCGACUUAAAUGUUUUAUUAUUGUAUUAGACCCAUAAUCAAAAUCCAAUUCAUAAAUUUUCUAUCAUUUUAAAUUUAUAAUCAAAAUCUAAUAAUCCGUAAUAGUAAUUAGUCAUAUACAUAAUGAAAGUCCGGAGGCCCCCAAAAUUUGGAGGCCAUGUGCCGAAGGACCGGCUGGCACACCCUUUGGGCCGGCCCUGCUCAUCAGCAUGGGACAGUUAACUUAUCCAUCAUUUCCUUGACUUGCAAGCAUGCUCUAUGAAACCGUAUUGUAUCGGCAGUUCAACUACAAAAUAUUAGUAUCAGAGAAUAAAUUGGUAGGCGGUCAACAGUACUACCAAUUGAACUACGAUUAAAUUAUGUUUUUGUCAUAAAAUACGCUAUUGCUGUCUUUUCAGGUAUGAUUUCAUGAACCAUGCUUGCAAGAGAAAGCGAGAUGGCAUUGUGGAUCAUAUUAGUAACAAGUAUAUUAAUUAUCGGGAAAAAUUAUAUGUUUAUUUAACUGAUUCAUUGUGAUUUUGCUUUAAUUAGAUGGACACACAUAGGGAUAGGUUUCUGAUCCCUGUACCUUUUUCCUGUGUGAAACAAGACAAAUUUCUUUGCAUGAUUGUAAAUUCGUAUUAGAGAGGUUGUACCAAAAAAUUUAAUGAUAGAGUAUUUUAUGAUAAAAUUGUGGUUUAACU